This is a messenger RNA of Drosophila persimilis, 611 nucleotides long. RefSeq lists its product as uncharacterized. Bases 212 to 520 code for a protein of 102 amino acids. The transcript is spliced from 3 exons. NCBI's taxonomy places the organism in Eukaryota, Metazoa, Arthropoda, Insecta, Diptera, Drosophilidae. The record is from RefSeq and is a predicted model, not a curated record.
UGAUAGCGAUCCUGGCAAAUGCAGGUCGGCCCCUCUAGUAGCCAGGAAUUCCUUGAGUCUCACGCUGCUUUCUUCCGCCGUAGCUCCACGUCCUCUCGCGAGGUCGGAGAGAUGACUCCUGGCUGGACUGUGGCAGCCACUGGCUAUCCUUUUGCGAGCCAUAGCCAUAAUGCCAUUGCUGUGUCGCUGACUUGACAAUGUGGCGUCCCGUAUGCUGCAUCAGGGACCAGUGAUCGACGGCGGAAUUGAUGGUUCACGCCCACGGGAAUCAAACGCUGGGGUUCAGCUUCAAGACGCGGGACUUAAGUACCCCCGCCAGACGGAGUCCUAUCCAAUCAUUAUCGAAGCAUAUUCGCGACAGACCGAGUCCUAUCCCAGCCAGACAGAAUCGUCUCAUAGCAGGACAGAAACGCACCCCUCGCAAAAUCCGUACCCAGCAGCCACCAUGAUCCUUCGUUCUGGCCAUCGAAACAAGGACUUUGACUAUGGCAACCAUUGGAGGGACUACGCGGGCUACUAGAUAGAUUUCGUUAGUGUUAGGUUUAAGGAUAUACGCGUCCAUAUAUUUAGAAAAUCGAUACAAUUGUUUUCCUAUUGUUUAUAUAUUUAUA